CCAUCCGCAUUGAUGAAUAAAUUCGUUUUGUAUAAUUUUGGCUCACCUUGUGUGCAAUAAUGUUAUUUUAUAUUUCAGUAAAUAAGAUUCUGGGCCAUCUUUUGGGAAUUAGGCACCUAAAACCAUAUGAAUGAGUAACAACAUAGGUUCAACUCUUCCACCACAUUUACAACAGAAGAGAGAGUCUAAGGAAAGUAAUACUGAGGAAAGAGAUAAAAGUUCUUUUCAUAAUAUUGGUCCUGCUUUACCACCAUGGUUGAAAAAGAACACUGGAACACAAAGACCCCCAAUUCAUAGCAGAGAGGCAAAAGAAACAGUUGCAGUUGGCCCUGCUCUACCUCCAUGGUUGAAAAAUAAAAAUUCUGAUGAGCCAGAAAAAAAGUCAAAUGAUGGUAAAGAACACACAGUGAGCAAUAUUGGACCUGCCUUGCCACCAUGGAUGGAAGAUAGACAAACACCAGAUGUGAGAAAUGAUGAUGAGAAUUCAUUUGUUCCUCCUUUACCACCAGGAUUUCAACAAUCAAACUUGGAGCCACAACAAUCAACUUAUCCAAAUAAUGCUGAUUACCUAGGAGAUGCUGAUUCUAUUAUUGGUCCCUUACCACCUUCUGGAAACGAAGACAGUUUAUUAUCUGUUGCGGAACAAUUUGAAAAAAGAUCUAAGAAAAUGAAAGAUAAGUUGGAAGGAAGAGAAGCACCAAAGAAAUUAGAAAGAGAGGAAUGGAUGACUGAGUUACCACCAUUAUUACAGGGCUUUGGAACUGGUCCUCGUAAGUUUCGGGCUAAAGAAAAAAAUGAAAUUGGUGAUCGUUCUGUAUGGACAGAGACUCCUGCAGACAAAGCAAAGAAGGCGGCUCAAGGAAAGACAUCUAACAGUGUGCCGGAUGAGGAACGGAUUGAACAAGAAGCAUGGGCCAAGCGUGAUGCAGAAAUUGCCAUGAAACUUUCUGAUAAAACUAGUUCUGAAAGAGGUGAAUCACUAAUGAAUAUCCACGAGAAAGCAAGGAAAAGAAAAUUAGAAGAAGAUCAGGAAUCUGGCGAAGCAAAUAUCCGAAGACCAUUUGAUAGAGAGCUCGAUUUACAAACUAACAAGUUUGAUGAAGCUGCUAAGAAGAGAUUCAUCAAGAAAACACAGGGGCUUUCUUCUCGUUUUUCUUCUGGAUCAACAACCUCCAAAUUUUUAUGAAAUUUUUUAUGUGGCUUAUCUAUAGCCAUGCUUGAAAAAUUGUUUCGGAAAUUAUGAGAUGUUCAGCAUGAACUGAAGAGAAUGCCAAGAUCGUAUUGCUGAUAACUGCUGCAUUGACAUUAUUCUGAAUCAUGUCUGUUCAUGUGAUAUGCAAUGUGAAAAUAUAGAUGUUUUUCGUCACUAUUUUCAGAAUAGCAAAAAGUAAAAUAUUGGAAAUAUGAAAUGCUACAAAGAUUGUUGGUUUCUGUUAUCGAAUAUAAAUGUUAGGGGAAUGAAUUAUCAGGACUAUUUGAUAUUGUUUUUAUUCUGGUGUUUUGACAGUCAUAUCUGAUGCCAGGGCUUGAUAAAUAUCAGCAUAUCUAGUAGCUUUUGUAUUUCAACUAACCUUGCACUGCCUUUAUUUCUAGA
Molecule: messenger RNA, 1594 nt
Organism: Styela clava
Lineage: Eukaryota; Metazoa; Chordata; Ascidiacea; Stolidobranchia; Styelidae
Product: GPALPP motifs-containing protein 1-like
Source: RefSeq, a predicted model, not a curated record